AUGGAUUCCGAAUUGCUGUUCUCAGCGUUGAGCAUAAGAUCCGAAGAACUUACCAUAGACGAGAUGCUAUCAUGUCAAAAGGAUGGGCAGAAAUCCAGUGGUCACUAUCGUGACAUACUUCAAGAUCUGAUUUCUAAGGUCCAUAAGGAGGAGCAACUUUGUGAGAAUCUCAUGGCUACGAAGGAAUUAUACGCGAAGGAAACAUCUUCACUAUUAGGAAUGAUUGACGGCAGGAUCGAACUUGCUAGAGACCUUCUUAAGGAGAAGCAGCUGUUGAUUCAGAAGAAGGAAGCUUUAAAAGCUCUAUUGUCGGCCGAAAAUAUCAGUAUGGCUGAACUCCUUGUAAGGAAGGAGAGAGUGAACAAUUUGGAAGGUAAAAUUACUCGCGUGCAGCAGUUAACAGAAAAUUGCGAAAGUCUCAAAGACGAAAUAGCCGAAUAUUCCAAAUGA
Molecule: messenger RNA, 450 nt
Organism: Angiostrongylus costaricensis
Lineage: Eukaryota; Metazoa; Nematoda; Chromadorea; Rhabditida; Metastrongylidae
Source: the annotation of a GenBank genome assembly